CUGGAGCUCAACUGCUCAGAACUGGGCUCCAGCUGCCCUCGCUUGCCCCGGCAAUGAUUUACUAGCCGGGGGGGCCGCUCCCAGCCUCCGCCCUGCGGACCUUGGAGCCGGGGCCUGGUUACGCCGUGGCUCCUCUCUACCAAAAAUGUUUUCUCUGGGGUCCUGGCUGCCGGCGUUGCCCGGGCUGGCGUGGGGCUGGGCGCUGCUGGAUACGCUCCUGCAAGGGUUGGUGGGUGCCUGCGCCGUCUCGGUGCUCUGCAGCCUCCUGAAGGUUUAUCUCUACAUCCAGUGCCUGAACCGGGAGAGACAGGCGGAGAAUGAGGCGAUCCGGGCGCAGUGGUGGGUGCGGGAGCCGCUGCACGUGGUGGUGCUGACGGGCGUGCUGGCGCUGGUGGGCUCCCGCGUGGCCGCGCUGGUGGUGCUGGAGUUCUCCCUGCGCGCCAUCUCCACCGUCCUCUCCCUCGGCAAG
This is a messenger RNA of Balearica regulorum gibbericeps (East African grey crowned-crane), 469 nucleotides long. NCBI's taxonomy places the organism in Eukaryota, Metazoa, Chordata, Aves, Gruiformes, Gruidae. The record is from RefSeq and is a predicted model, not a curated record.